ACCAUCAUGAGGACUUUAACUAUUAUUUUUACUUUUUUACCAAAUUUUAUUUCUGCGUCUAUACCUACUUAUAUUAUGGAUGAACAGUGUGGUCAGACGGUGAAUAUGGACUCAGAAUCUAUCGAGAGUGGACGAUUGCUACUCAGACGACCCGAGGCUAGUGGGUUGAGAAACAACAACUGUGCUUUAUAUAUCAAAUCACCCAGUGGCAAGAACUUAGUCUUCUACUUUCGUCAUUUACAAAUUGAAACACCGUUUGGUUGUGAUCGAGACUAUGUAGAGGUAUAUGAAGGUCUCAGUAAUAAAAGUAGGUCAUUGAUAGGUAAAAAUUGUGGAAGUUUGCCACCCAGUACAGCUUUCACUACAACAACUCCCUACGCUCUGAUAGCCUUCCAACGAUAUCUACAAUUCUUUCACGAUCAGUUUGAACUGAUUUUUACAGCUUACCAUAAAGGUGUAUGCGAUAACGAUGAAUUUACCUGUAACAAUGGACGAUGUAUUCACAACUCUCUGUACUGUAACGAAUACAACAAUUGUGGAGACGGUUCUGAUAUCUGUGCUCUGACGACAGCCGAGUUAGUUGGUGUUGUAGUCGCCUGUCUGUUUGUUAUCCUACUUAUUGCUGUUAUCGUGGCGGCUGUGUUCUUUAUAAGAAGGAGAAGAUUGAGAAGACAGCAGUUUGCAAGAACGAUGGAUUUUUAUAGUUCGUACAACAGUCAGAAGUCUCAUGGUUUAGAUUGGUUUCCUCUGUACGGUCAUCCAUCAGUGACACGACAUGACUCUCAUAGAAUCAGACUUCUGGAUCCAGCUACUCUUCAGACCGAACAUCCUUCUGCAGUUUCUGCUAAUGCAUGCCGCGAUCCAGCAGUUUGGGUCAGGGACCACCCUCAAAGAAAUCCAAGUAGCAGAUUCUCAUCUCGUGAAGCGUUUAAUAUCGAUCGACCUCAACGAUCUGCUUCAUUCGCUAAAGGCGAUUAUCCUUUUGGACUAACCGAUGACAGACCACAGUCAUUUUAUAACAUAGAUCACUCAGCACCACAAAGAUCUCAAUCAAUGUAUGUUACGGAUGGAUCAAGUGCAUCCAUCGACAAACGUCCAUACGUUCUUCCAACUUACUCUUACCAUCCAAAACGAUCACAGUCCAUGAACGUUAGACACGGACCUAGCGCUUCCUUAGAUAAGCGUCCGUAUGUUUCGUCAAGAUUUGAGAAUCAAGAGGAAUAUCCUAUGACAUACAUGGGUAGAACACCUUAUGUCGAAUCAUCUCACGUCGACAAGGAACCAAGGAUUGAAGUACCACUUCGAGACUACUGGGAAUUCGAAGACCGCAAUGCUUAUACCCCAUCCACUGGUUAUCCUUAUACCACCAACCUAGAAUUACCAUAUCCUUACACAGGUUCUACUCGCUUCAUAGCACCACAAGAACCACGACAUGAAACUAACCACAAAGUCAACCAAGACGAUUACCCCUACGUGGCACGUCUACCAGUUCGGAAUGAAUCACGAACAUCCGGUCAUGCUAGUCAUAGAGGAGAGACUCUUGACGAUUGUCUAAUCAGCUUCCGCUCGUAUCCCUCCCCCGUACCGGCAGCCGACAUCGCCCUCUACCGACCUAAACUCAAAGAUGCUCUCGGCUACGAUGAGGUUGACAGUCGACUAAAAUCAAGGUCUCAACCAGAUCUCAGCAAGAUCUAUACUACAUCUCUUCCUAGGAGUUUUCCUGUCAGACGGAAUGAAUCUCACCACGGAAAAACUAAACAGACGAAGGGACACAAAAACAAGGCUUUUACGUCUAACGCCCAUUUCACUGACGUUGCUAAUACCGAUCCAGUAAUCCAGAAGCGACACAUCGACAAACCUCAACUUCCGGUUAACGCUAAUAGAGCUAAUCAAUACUCGCCAGUGAUCACAGUUGCUGGAAAGGGUACCAUUGAUGGUUCAUAUGGACGGGCCAAACAUCAACAUCCAGGAGCUCCCGAAUCUGUUCCCAACCGACACCUCGGUGUUGCUAGACAAGCUGAAGACAGAUCUCAAGGUAGUAGUGAUGGAUUGUAUAAUUAUGACCAGCAACAAGAUGAAAUUUUCUAUCCUCCCACAUCAACAUUCAGAUUAUAA
Messenger RNA from Lottia gigantea (owl limpet), 2115 nucleotides. RefSeq lists its product as hypothetical. The coding region runs from base 7 to 2115 and encodes 702 amino acids. The record is from RefSeq and is a predicted model, not a curated record. NCBI's taxonomy places the organism in Eukaryota, Metazoa, Mollusca, Gastropoda, Lottiidae. The transcript has 5 exons. Gene Ontology annotation, molecular function: protein binding.